Molecule: messenger RNA, 2426 nt
Organism: Exophiala viscosa
Lineage: Eukaryota; Fungi; Ascomycota; Eurotiomycetes; Chaetothyriales; Herpotrichiellaceae
Product: amino acid permease-domain-containing protein
Exons: 5
Biological process (GO): amino acid transmembrane transport
Cellular component (GO): membrane
Molecular function (GO): L-amino acid transmembrane transporter activity; oxidoreductase activity
Source: RefSeq, a predicted model, not a curated record
GAGACCUCUCCGUUACUGUCGCCAGCCACUUCUCAUGAUGCACUACCACAGAUAGAGGAGCAGCAGCAGCAAUUAGUCGCCGCUGAGCGCAAGAUCGACAACGAUGUCCUCCCAGAAACGUCCACGGCUGGCCGUAACAUUGGCUGGGCUUCUGCAUACGUGCUGGUUAUUUCGAGGGUCAUCGGAUCUGGCAUAUUUGCCAUGCCAGGCACGAUUGUACAGAAUGUCGGCAGCCCUGGAUUGGCCCUGAUACUUUGGGUCGUCGGAGCCUUCGUCGCAUGGGCUGGUCUCGCAAUCGAUAUGGAGUAUGGAUGUAUGCUUCCUCGAUCCGGUGGUGUCAAGGUUUAUCUGGAGUACACCUAUCGGAAACCACGCUUCUUGACAUCAACAUUGGUCGCCGUGCAGGCUGUUCUGCUCGGGUUCACUGCAAGCAAUUGCAUUGUCUUCGCCAAGUACACUCUUUUCGCCGCUGAUGUACAUCCGAAUGACCUAAACACCAAACUCCUUGCUGUCGGACUGCUGACGUGGAUCACGAUCGUGCACAGUUGCUUCUACAAGACCGGAAUCUGGAUUCAAAACAUUCUAGGUUGGCUCAAGAUAGGCUUGAUCAUCUUCAUGAUCCUGACAGGUCUCUUUGUGGUGCUCUUUCGCCCGCGGCCGGCGCCUGCGCCGGACCAAACACCUUCGACUAUGGCCUGGGAUGACCUUUGGGAUGGCUCGGUCUGGGGCUGGAAUAACUUGUCAACAGCAUUCUUCAAGAUCCUUUACUCAUACGCUGGAUUGAACAAUGUCAACAAUGUCCUCAACGAAGUCAAGAACCCCGUGCGGACUCUCAAAUCUGUUGGGCCUAUCGCGCUCCUGACUGCUUGCGUCAUGUAUAUUCUGGUCAAUAUUGCAUAUCUUGCUGUGGUCCCCCUGGAAGAGGUUAGACGAAGCAGAGAGCUAAUUGCGGCUCUCUUUUUCGAACGAGUCUUUGGAGCUGGAUUUGGCAAUAUAUUUCUGCCACUGGCUAUUGCGCUAAGCGCUGCCGGGAAUGUCAUGGUGGUGACUUUUGCGCUGGCAAGGGUUAAUCAAGAGGUCGCAAGGCAAGGGUUUCUCCCUUGGGCCGGGCUUCUGGCAUCCUCGAAACCAUUCGGCUCACCCAUGGGCGGCUUGAUAGUGCACUAUGUGCCGUCAGUGCUGGUCAUCGUUCUGCCUCCUUCAACUACAGUCUACUCUUUCAUUGCGGAUGUGGAAGGCUACGCAGGCCAGUUCUUCGCUCUUGCGGUGGCUGCCGGUCUAAUCAUUCUUCGUUAUAAGAAGCCAGACCUCCACCGACCUUUCCGAGCCUGGAUACCCGCUGUGUGGCUCAGAAUCUCGCUUUGCUUUUUCUUGAUCGCAGCACCUCUGUUUCCACCUAAGAAAGGGACAUCCGACGUCAACUUCUUUUAUGCAACUUAUGCACUGGUCGGCAUCUCCAUCCUGGUGUUUGGAGUUGCUUAUUGGUUCAUUUGGACCAAAGCAUUACCAUGGUAUCGGGGCUAUAGAUUGGAGGAAGAGGCUGAUGUCCUCGGGGACGGUACAACCAUCACCAAACUUACGUAUGAGAGACCAUACGACGCACUGGAUGUGACCGUCCAUGACAUUCGAGGGGAAGAGAAGAAUUAUACCCUUGACAAGAACGGAUUCGAGGUCUUCCGCCGGGAGAGCGUAGAGAAGGACUUUGUCGACGACGAGCAGAUCAAGGCUCAGUACUACCCGGAGAUUGAGCAGCUGUUGAAGGACGCGACCGGUGCCUCUCGCGUCUUCAUCUUUGAUCACACCAUCCGUCGUGCCCCCAAAGACCGCGCUCAACAGGGUAUCAACCUGCGGGGCCCCGUCAACCGGGUCCAUAUCGAUCAGAGCUACACCGCGGCCAAGAGCCGUGUCCCCCACCACCUACCUGAAGAGGCUGAGAAGUUGCUCUCUACUCGAUACCAGAUCAUCAAUGUCUGGCGACCGAUCAAGAAGAUCUUGAAAGAUCCGCUCACAGUCGCUGAUGCUCACUCGGUGCCGGAGACAGACCUCGUCCCUGUUGGCUUGAUCUAUCCUGACCGCCGUGGCGAGACAUUGACGGUUCGACCUAACCCUGAGCAUAAGUGGUAUUACCUGUAUGGACAGAGCCCCGAGGAAGCUCUUCUGAUCAAGUGCUUUGACUCGAAGCUCGAUGGAAGGGCCAGGAGAGUGCCUCACACUGCGUUUGUCAAUCCAGAGACGGUGAAUGAGUAUUCACGAGAGAGUAUCGAGGUCAGGUGCUUGGUUUUCCACGAGGACCAGCCUGCCGAGUGAGGCCCGAUGACUUAGCUUACCUAUGGCUUUCUUCUAGUCUGUCUUUCAAUAUGAUCAUAUGUCCUUGAAGUUCCUGGGCUGUACGAGUAUGGCAGAGGAGAUACGAGUAGUAUGAGUAU